GGUCAGCCUCUGACAAUCAAUAUUUGAAGCAAAUUCCAGCACCUGAUACUCUUACAAAAAAUGAUGUCACAUAGAGAUGUUCUGCUACUUCUGUGCCUCAGUUUGGGGGUCCUUGCAGCCCCCCACUCACGUAUUUUAUCCACGAGUGUCGGAUUCCUGGAUGAUAAUCAAGAGUUGAGCCGCAAGAUCACUUUGGCUGCAUAUGAUCUAAGAGAAAUUAUGUGUGAAGUUCACCAACUAUGUGACGAAGAGGAACUCAGAAUAAUUCAGAAUGGGCUGGGACUACACGCAACCCCUCUGGAACAGUGCGACACUGUGAGCUUCAACAAGGGCGCAUGUUUUUCCCAGCUGUCCAAUGGCCUGAGUGGUUUCAUGACACUACUUACCUCAGCUAGAGACUUACCACAAGACAAACUAGACAGUUUGGAGGCUGACGUCAAAGAUCUGCUUACCAAUAUCCAGGAAGAGAUGGAAGCACAAGGAAUUACUGCUGAUAACCACUCCAUUCAGGAAACACCAAUAUACAAAACACCAUUAGAAGAAAAAGCAGGAACAUUCCUGAUCUUAUCAAACCUGCACAAAUUCAUGCUUAUGGUCCAAAAUGUAUUAGGAUAACCAUUUAAUGGGCCAUAAGGACUUUCCAACGAGGAUCUCCUGUUUAAUAUUUAAGCAGCAUCCUAUCUAAACGGUUUCCUUAAUUGCAAUAAGGAAUGUGUAUGUAAGGGAGGAAGCGACUGUGUAUAAUGGGUAUAGUGUGUGUGUGAGUAAGUG
This is a messenger RNA of Pelobates fuscus (common spadefoot toad), 771 nucleotides long. RefSeq names its product myelomonocytic growth factor-like. Gene Ontology annotation, cellular component: extracellular region. The record is from RefSeq and is a predicted model, not a curated record. The transcript has 5 exons. Bases 61 to 615 code for a protein of 184 amino acids. Lineage: Eukaryota; Metazoa; Chordata; Amphibia; Anura; Pelobatidae. Gene Ontology annotation, biological process: immune response; positive regulation of myeloid cell differentiation. Gene Ontology annotation, molecular function: granulocyte colony-stimulating factor receptor binding; cytokine activity.